ACGACGUUUCAACCUGCCACUGUUCGUGCUGUUCUCAGUUGGGUGUGAAUCGUAGCAUCCUAGAUUUUGAAAGGGUGGAAUGUAAAUCCGAAGAAGGAAAGCAAUGAAUGAAGCAUCCGAUAAUAUUGUUCUUCAAGAGAAAGAGCUCAAGCCUUGAGGCCUCUGUAUUUCAUUUUUCUCUGAGAAACUGAGCGAGAAAGCUCGAGAAAGAGAGAGAGAAAAUAUAAAAGGAGUCGAAUCUGAAGUGCCAAAUGCCUUUUUAUUUUCUUCCUUUUUGAAUAUUCAAACAUGGCAGACGAUCUCUGUUUCUUCACCAAGGAUUCCUUCGUCUUCAAGGCUCCUAAGAAAUCUCCAUUGGUGUUGAGGAUGAUUGUUUUGGUGUUUGCAAUGGUUUGUGGGGUUUAUAUUUGCUCGAUCUGUCUAAAGCAAAUUAGCACCACAGCCACAGCUGGGUUCCUAAAUGUCCAAUUGACUGAAAGGCCGUGCGAGAAGCCUAAUGUUGAACCAUCAGAAGUUCGUUAUGUGCACUUCCCGAAACCCAUAUCCUAUAGCAGGGCUGAAUGUGCAUGCAAUCCUGUGCGAUAUUUUGCCAUCUUAUCAACACAAAGAUCUGGGAGCGGGUGGUUUGAGACCUUGUUGAAUAGCCAUAUCAACAUUAGCUCAAAUGGAGAGAUUUUCUCUGUUAAAGUUAGAAGGAGCAAUAUUUCUUCAAUCACAGAAACUUUGGAUAAAAUCUAUAAUCUAGACUGGCUCAGUAGCGCUUCCAAGAAUGAGUGCACAGCUGCCGUUGGGCUGAAGUGGAUGCUUAAUCAGGGAUUGAUGCAGAAUCAUAAAGAGAUAGUAGAAUAUUUCAACACGAGGGGUGUUUCACUGAUUUUCCUCUUCAGAAGAAAUCUGUUGAGGAGGAUGAUUUCAAUGCUUGCCAAUUCUUAUGAUCGAGAAGCCAAGCAACUAAAUGGAACACACAAGUCUCACGUACAUUCACCUCGUGAGGCUGAGAUACUUGCCCAAUAUAAGCCAUCGAUCAAUGCAACUUUGCUGGUACGGGAUCUGAAGCAAGUAGAAGAUACAGUUGCCAAAGCUUUACAGUACUUCAAUAGCACCAGACACACAAUUUUCUACUAUGAGGAUGUGAUAAAAAACCGCACGAAACUGGUUGAUGUUCUGAACUUUCUUAAAGUUCCACAAAGGGAUCUUAGGAGUCGCCAAGUGAAGAUACAUAAAGGGUCGUUAUCUGAACAGGUCGAGAACUGGGAUGAAGUCCUAAAGACUCUCAAAGGAACCCAGUAUGAAAGCUUCCUCCACGCUGAUUAUCAAAUAUGACUUCACCAAAUCUGAGCUUGAGCCCCUGUGACAAAUGUAAAUAGCACAUUCUCUGUCCUAAUUAUUUAUUUUCCAGUCACAGGAGCCAAACACCCAGCAGGACACACCCUGUCGAAAUUUUGUCUGCAGCACUUUCAUGUGUUGCCUUGCCCCCUAGCUUCUGUUUUCCACGUCCCAAUUAUUAUUCAAUUGAUUCAUUUUUUUUACCUACUUUUCAUGGAUGGACUCUGGUUUUUCUUCCACCUAAUCCUCAGAGAAAGUUCGUUUACAUUUCCUG
Vitis riparia (riverbank grape) is the source of this 1600-nucleotide messenger RNA. RefSeq lists its product as uncharacterized. The record is from RefSeq and is a predicted model, not a curated record. The transcript has 6 exons. Bases 289 to 1323 code for a protein of 344 amino acids. NCBI's taxonomy places the organism in Eukaryota, Viridiplantae, Streptophyta, Magnoliopsida, Vitales, Vitaceae.